AUGCUCCGACAACUGGUGAAACAGACCCGUGUGGGUUGUAUGGCGACCCGAGGCUACGCCAACACCGCGGCACUCGCCCAUGAAGAGCGGCUCAAGCACCUCAACUUCCUGUCGCAGUACUACGACGCCGAGACGGUCGAGUCGAUUCUCAAGGCCGAGGCUGCCAUCAAGCCUGAAGAGUGGGCCGCCAAGUCGCCCCUGUCGCGAAUGUCGCCCGGCUACUUUGACGACUUCACCGAGCACGAUCCCUUCUACGAUCACGCUACUAACAAGUGGACCAACUUUUCGCAGCCACGACAGCCAGUGCCCACCGAGCACGUGCUGGGAACCAGCUCGGCAUACCCUCUGGGCUCGCUAGAGACCGGUGACGAGACCGAUUCUAUUGUGGACACAAAGUUCACCGAGAACAUCGAGCCCCAGUUUCACGACAGAAUGACUCGAAACACCAGACUCCUGCUAAACAGAAUUGUCAAGAGUCAGACCGGAAAGGGAAAGAAGAUGCAGUUCUGCGUGCUUGUGGCAACUGGAGACGGCAAGGGAAUGCUUGGAUUGGGCGAGGGUAAAGAUCCUCUGUCUUUCCCUGUGGCUCUCGAAAAGGCCAUGUGGAAGGCAACUCGAUCUAUGAAAAUGGUGCCCCGAUACCAGAACCGAACUAUCUACGGCGAGGUGUACAAGAAAUUCCACGCCGUGCAUCUGACCAUGCGGUCUGCUCCUGCUGGUCACGGUCUGCGAGUCAACCCCAUUGUGUCGCAGAUGUGCAGCAUGGUGGGUAUCACUGAUAUGACCUGUAACGUCUACGGCUCGCGAAAUCCCCUGAACGUGGCCAAGGCCGCCUUUGAGGCGCUCACCCAGGAGCAGGUCAUCCCCGACUCCAUUGCACAGAUCCGAGGCAAGAAGCUCGUUAACCUGAACGAGACCUACUUCGCCAAGUCGGAUUAA
This is a messenger RNA of Yarrowia lipolytica CLIB122, 939 nucleotides long. RefSeq names its product mitochondrial 37S ribosomal protein uS5m. Gene Ontology annotation, cellular component: ribosome. Gene Ontology annotation, biological process: translation. Lineage: Eukaryota; Fungi; Ascomycota; Dipodascomycetes; Dipodascales. The record is from RefSeq and is a predicted model, not a curated record. Gene Ontology annotation, molecular function: structural constituent of ribosome; RNA binding.